AUGAAAUAUCUUAGAGAUGCAGUAAAUCAGAAAUAUCCCAAGACUUUUACUAACGUUAUCGAAUUGCACAUCACUAAAAUUAUACCUACCACUCUAUUCACCCGAAGCGGCGACGCAAACACGCUACUUUGUUUCCCUGAUGUUGCAAUUAUAUUAGACCUUGACCCGUUUUGCAUACUUACAACCUGGUAUGAUAUAGAUGUUAGAAGUAAUAGAUGCAGUAGUUGGUUUUUUGAAAGAAAACAACAAGAUGAUAUUAUGGGCACGUUCUACCAAGCUAACAACAAAAAUAUAAAAGAAAAAAUGACAAUACAUCCACAUAGUAAUGAUUGGUUUAAAAGAAGAUGCAAUAGCAGAAGCAAUGUCGGAAGUUCGGUAGAUACUGAAUAUGAAAACCUAUUACAAGGCCGGCUUCAUAACCUAUCAGGAUCAUCCACCGUGUCAUACGGUAAUAUUUUCGACAAGCAACUAAGUGGAUCUCACAGUUCCACCACUAACCUCAGGGCACAGAAGCAUUGCCCUAGUAGUGAGGAUAAUGCUUAUUAUGAUAGAAGCGGUCGUGAUGAUAGAAGAGCUCAUAAUUAA
Entrophospora candida is the source of this 585-nucleotide messenger RNA. The record is from the annotation of a GenBank genome assembly. NCBI's taxonomy places the organism in Eukaryota, Fungi, Glomeromycota, Glomeromycetes, Entrophosporales, Entrophosporaceae.